Molecule: messenger RNA, 1840 nt
Organism: Sodiomyces alkalinus F11
Lineage: Eukaryota; Fungi; Ascomycota; Sordariomycetes; Glomerellales; Plectosphaerellaceae
Product: acyl-CoA dehydrogenase domain-containing protein
Exons: 5
Coding region: 156-1514 (452 amino acids)
Molecular function (GO): oxidoreductase activity, acting on the CH-CH group of donors; flavin adenine dinucleotide binding
Source: RefSeq, a predicted model, not a curated record
GUAACGUGCUGUACCCAGACAGCUUGACCAUGCUCAGGACCAUUUCUGUGAGCCAAAAGAUUGGUUACUCCCACACUCAUUCAUCUUCAGUUCUGGUUUACAGUAAGACGCAGAAAUUAUUCUGGGAGCGUAUCUCAUAGACAAAGUUUCACAUUAUGACGUCCAAAGUGCCCACCAUCGUGCUGGAUCGCCUCAGCGAUCGCGCGAAGCAGACUCUAGACGUCGUGGCCAAAUUUGUAGAGGAAGAAUGCAUUCCGGCGGACCCUGUGUUUGAAUCCCAGGUUGGUGUGGGCGAUGCGCGAUGGGAGAGCCACCCUCCCAUUCUCGAGGAGUUGAAGGAGAAAGCCAAGAAACUCGGUCUCUGGAACAUGUUCCUACCCAAGGGUCACUACAAGGAGUCCCCUGGGUUCACUAACCUCGAGUAUGGCCUCAUGGCGGAGUGGCUGGGCAAGUCCAAGGUCGCAUCCGAGGCUGUGAACUGCUCUGCUCCGGACACGGGCAACAUGGAGGUCCUGGCCAAGUACGGCAACGAGGAGCAGAAGGCCCAGUGGCUCAAGCCCUUGAUGGACGGCAAGAUUCGUUCGGCUUUUCUGAUGACCGAGCCCGAUGUCGCCUCGUCGGAUGCCACCAACAUUCAGCUGGAAAUCCGCAGAGAAGGCAAUGAAUAUGUUCUCAACGGCUCGAAAUGGUGGUCGAGUGGCGCGGGUGAUCGCCGCUGCGCCCUCUAUAUCGUCAUGGGCAAGAGUGAUCCUCACAACAAGGACGUGUACAAGCAGCAGUCAGUCAUCUUGGUCCCCUCGACUACCAAGGGCAUCACCAUCCACAGGAUGCUCUCCGUGUAUGGCUACGACGACGCUCCUCAUGGGCAUGGCCACAUCACUUUCAAGGACGUUCGCGUCCCGGCGAGCAACCUCGUUCUUGGCGAGGGACGCGGAUUCGAAAUCAUCCAGGGCCGACUUGGACCGGGCCGUAUCCAUCACGCGAUGCGCACCAUCGGAGCCGCUGAGCGAGCUCUUGAAUGGAUGAUCAUGCGCGCCAACGACCCGGCCAAGAAGCCGUUCGGCCAGCUGCUGAGCGAGCAAGGUGUCAUCCUCGAAUGGGUGGCCAAAUCUCGGCUCGAGAUCGAUGCGGCACGUCUAAUUGUGCUCAACGCGGCCAUCAAGAUGGACGAGCUUGGUCCCAAGAAGGCGCUCAGGGAAAUCGCCGAGGCGAAGAUCAUCGUGCCCCAGACGGGACUCACAGUCAUCGACCGGGCAGUCCAGGCGUUCGGCGGAGCAGGUGUGAGCCAGGACACCCCUCUAGCCGCCAUGUGGGCCGGCAUCCGGACCCUGAGACUGGCGGACGGCCCCGACGAGGUGCACCUACGGCAGAUGGGAAGAAACGAGAACAAGAGGGCCAAGGAUAUUACGGAGUCGAUUCAGCGACAAAAGGCCAAGACGGAGGAGCUGAUGAAGUUGUGGAAGACGUUGCCCGCGGAGCCGGGCACCAGGAUUCGUCAUGCCUCGAAACUGUAAAGGACCGGAUUCUGGGGUUCAGAAUAACGGCUUGUUCUUGAUAUUCGAGUCUCUUUGCGGAUUUUAAUAGACACAUCAUGUAUUCGCAAACUGAAGAGACGGAUUGAAGUGAUUGUCCGCCGGUGGUUGUACCCAAGUUCGAGGCUGGAACACAGCUCGUCUAACAUUAAAAUCUUUCAAGUCAUGCAACGGAAAGGGGAAUAUUUACGGAUAUAGAUACCUACUCGGUAUCCGUACUCCGUGCUACUUCGUCGCCUUGGUGAUGGCCUCGGAGGGAGGACGGAAGAGGAUCUCAGAAGCUUCCAUUCCAAUGGACUCGACUGGCC